AAAGGAAAAAAGAAAAAGAAAAAGAAAGAGAGUGCGCGCUUGCGUGAGAUCUCCCAUCUACACUACACACUAAUUACUUAUGCUUGUGAAAUUGGUAUCUCUUCUUCCACAAAAUUCCACCGCAAAUUCCAUAUCAAAUUGGAGAAAUGAAGAUGCUUUUGUGCUCUUUUCUAAGGCAAAGCCGUUAGAAUUUUCGGCGCACAAAUCCUGAUGUGAUGGAAAACCAACGGUUACCCCAAAGCAGUGAAGCCAGUGGUGAAGUUGGUUCAUCUGUUGAGAACGAAGAAUCAAGGAAUUCUUCUAUAUCACGUCACAGUCUGGAUAAGGAGGCAGGCUUUCCAUCUUGUCGAGUGUGCCAGUGUUCUGAAUCAGACAAGAGGGGAGUUGCUGCAUUAGGAUUUCUAGGAAUUAUUCCACCAGCACCGGAUGCAUACAGUAGCAAUGGAGAGGCGAAGCUUGAUUGCCAUGAAGUGGUGAAAAAUGACGAAAAUGUUUCCUUCAACAGAAGUAGCGGGAAAGGAUCUGCACUAGUUGAAUUCAUUAGUCCAAAAGGGGAGGUUUUUGUUUGUAAUGGUGAUAUAGAGAUGGGUUAUGAUGAGAACCAGGACUCUUUGAAUGAGCUUGGCUGUGCGUGCAAAAAUGAUCUUGCUAUGGUACACUACGCUUGUGCGCUUAAGUGGUUUAUUAACCAUGGAUCCACCAUGUGUGAGAUUUGUGGAUGUGUUGCGAAAAACAUAAGAAUUUCGGAUUUCAAGAAAGUUGUGAGCUCUUUGAAGGAGUAUGAUGCAUUGAGGGAAAGGACUGCAAAUGGGGAGCCUAAUCCUGCACCGGCGCUGGAAAAUUCAACUGUAGAUCCUGAUGCUAUUGCAGCUAUUCGAAGGCAAAGGUUAAGUGAAAUUGCACUGUGGUUCAACCCCCAUAACCACUAUUCCACUGCUGUUUCCCAGGUUGUUAGUGAGCCGCCUUCUGGUUCUAACAUUGUUCCAGAAGAAGCUCUUCCUGCAGAAAACACUGUAACCAAAUGGGCUGUUGAGGGUACUGGGAUCCUGCUCGCUACAGGGCUUCUUACUAUCACUCUUGCAUGGCUUAUUGCUCCUCAUGUUGGGAAGAGAACUGCCAAAAAUGGACUGCAUAUUCUUCUUGGAGGUGUUUGUGCGUUAACAGUUGUAGUAUUCUUCCGAUUUUUUGUGUUAACAAGAAUCAAAUAUGGCCCUGCUCGAUACUGGGCUAUCCUAUUUGUCUUCUGGUUUCUUGUGUUCGGUAUAUGGGCUUCAAGAACACAUGGUGCCCAUGCUACUUAAUCAUUUAUCCUCCUUCGGGAUUUGUUUUAGAGCACUGAUGUUCAGCUGCUUUUGUUGACACAGUACUACCAGUAAAGUUGGUGAGAUGAUUAUUGUACGACAGGUUCUCUGGUUCAAUGCUAAAAAGUUUUAUGCAGAUGUAAGCAACAACAAGAUCUCUAUGUGCUGCAUUGCAUGUGUAAAGCAAGCUCUUGAUUUUUCUCAUUUAUUUGUUUUAAUUUUUCUCUAGGGUAACCUGGGAGGGGGCAAGUUAAGUAGAGUAGGGGGUGUUUGCUUUAGUUGUUCUCGGUGUCUGGGGGAGACUUAUCUCAUUACUCAGGAGUUGAUUUCUGUAGCAAAGUGAGGAAUUCUUUGGUAGUGGUUUACUUAUAUUCAUUUUGUACAAACUAAUCAUAUGACUGCUUCAGGAGCUCUGUAACCUGUAAAUAAGGCGAGCUCUGCUGCAUGUCCGUUCAUAUCCCGGCGACCUCAGGGUUCUUUCUUCAUGGUUGUGUCAUAUGGAUAAUUUCUGAUGCUACUAUGUUCGCAGAAACUCGUUGCUCUAUAUAUGGAAAGUCCAGUCAUUCUGAAUAUUGGAUUUUCCCCUCAAACCAUUAACUCCAAUUAUUAACCAGAAAGUUGGAAUAUACCCGUGAAUUAUUU
This is a messenger RNA of Nicotiana tabacum (common tobacco), 1943 nucleotides long. RefSeq lists its product as uncharacterized. The record is from RefSeq and is a predicted model, not a curated record. NCBI's taxonomy places the organism in Eukaryota, Viridiplantae, Streptophyta, Magnoliopsida, Solanales, Solanaceae. Gene Ontology annotation, molecular function: zinc ion binding.